Molecule: messenger RNA, 3174 nt
Organism: Hansenula anomala
Lineage: Eukaryota; Fungi; Ascomycota; Saccharomycetes; Phaffomycetales; Wickerhamomycetaceae
Gene: RAD26
Product: DNA-dependent ATPase RAD26
Exons: 1
Coding region: 1-3174 (1057 amino acids)
Biological process (GO): transcription-coupled nucleotide-excision repair
Cellular component (GO): nucleus
Molecular function (GO): ATP-dependent chromatin remodeler activity; ATP binding
Source: RefSeq, a predicted model, not a curated record
AUGUCCACAUCUAAAGAAGAGGCUGGUGGAUCAGACAGUUCACAAGUGGUUGAUCAACCAUCUGAGAAUAAUGAACUUCAAAACUUGGGUAUUAAAUUAGUUGAACAAACUUCAUUGGAGCACAAAAUCCAGGCCAAUGCUAACAGACUGAUUACACAGAAAGAGAUAGAGUCUGAUUUGAAAAGGCUCGAGAAGUCGAAGCAACAAUUAGAUCGUGUCAAGUAUGAGCUUAGAAAACUCAAUGAUCGGUUGAACAAUCCAAGGACAAAAAUAUCACAAAAAGAUGAAAUAAGGGAUCAGAUAAAGUCAAUGACCGAGCUUCAAUUAACUCCUACUGAAAAUGAUAUCAAAGAUAUUGAAGAAAGAUUGAAAAAGAAUGAAAACGCUUCAGAAAUAAAUGAGAUCACUGAGGCAGGUGCUAGACUUCCCAAUGAAACUGAGAAAGACUUUCUUAUUAGAACUGGUAAAAUAACCGCUUUUGGUAAUUCUGCUGGAUUUAUGGUGGAGGAAGAUAAAGACCAUACGGAACCUGGUGAAGUGGUGUCCCAUCAGAAUCUCAGAAUACCUGGGUUUUCUCAAGUCAAUCAACCCAUUGAAGUUGAAGAUGAAGAUGAUGUUAAUGAAUUUGGAGUAAAGAGAAAACAUGAAACUGAUGACGAGUUUGAGGAUGAGAAUGAAGAGGAAUUCAAAAAACCGAAGCUUUUAACUGAUGAUGAUAUAAGAAAUAUUGAUGAUGGUGUUGAAAGUUUUUACCAGGAUAGAUUGAAUACCUGGGUUUAUAGAAGGUCCCAACUGAGGUCUCACAAGAACCAUGAAACCAAUCAAGAUGACAACAAUAAACCUGAGUGGCUUAAACCACAUCCAAAUUUACCCGAUGCUGUGUUGAAUGCUGAUUUUAAAGUCCCAGGUGAUAUUUAUCCUUCAUUAUUUGAUUACCAGAAAACUGGGGUACAAUGGCUUUACGAACUUUAUUCUCAAAAACACGGUGGUAUAAUCAGUGAUGAAAUGGGAUUAGGUAAAACUAUUCAAAUAAUCUCCUUUUUAGCAGGCCUUCAUUAUUCAGGUAAAUUGGAUAAACCAGUUUUGAUUGUUUGUCCAGCAACUGUCAUGACACAAUGGGUCAAUGAAUUUCAUACUUGGUGGCCUCCUUUGAGAACCAUGAUCCUACAUUCCAUUGGUACAGGUAUGAAAGGGAGUUUUAAGGAAGAAGAUUAUGAGAAAUUGUUACUCAAAGAGGCUGAUGAAGAUGGCGAUGAGCCGAGUUUGCGUUCUCUGAAAGCAAAUUCCAAUGUCAACACUAUCAUUGAUACAUUAUUAACAAAAGGUCAUGUCAUAAUUACAAGUUAUGUCGGGUUAAGAAUUUAUGAGGAACAAUUACUUAAUAUUGAUUGGGGUUAUGUUGUUCUUGAUGAAGGACAUAAAAUCAAAAAUCCAAAUUCAAAUAUAACGAUUCUAAGUAAAAGGCUCAAAACAUACAAUAGAGUUAUUUUAUCAGGAACUCCAAUUCAAAAUAAUUUGAUCGAACUCUGGUCUUUAUUUGAUUUUAUAUUUCCAGGUCGAUUAGGAACCCUCCCCAUUUUUCAAGAAGAAUUUGAAACUCCAAUUAAACUUGGUGGAUACGCCAAUGCAAACAAUUUGGAUGUUAAGGUUGGGUACCAAAAAGCAGUUAUAUUGAAAGAGUUGAUUCAACCAUUUCUUUUAAGGAGAGUCAAGAUGGAUGUUGCAAGAGAUUUACCAUCAAAGCAAGAAUAUGUUUUAAUGUGUCGAUUAACUCAGUAUCAAAAGGAAAAAUAUCAGGAAUUUUUGAAGUCAACUGAGUUCAAAGUCAAUUCAUAUCUAGGUGCGAUUGAUACAUUAAGAAAGAUAUGUAAUCAUCCAGACCUAGCAGAUGUCCAUUUUAUAGAGGGUCAAAAAGGUUAUGGUGAUCCAGCAAAAUCUGGAAAAUUGCAAGUUGUAAAGUCUUUACUCACACAAUGGAGACAACAGAAACACAAGGUUUUAUUAUUUACUCAAACUAAGCAAAUGAUGGUUAUAUUAGAAAAGUUUCUCAACAUUACUUUUGGUGAUGAUUAUAAGUAUAUGAAAAUGAGCGGUGAAACCGGGAUUGGUAAAAGACAAGAUAUGAUUUAUGAAUUCAACAAUGAAGAUUAUGAUUUAUUUUUACUCACAACUAAAGUUGGUGGAUUAGGUGUUAACUUGACUGGUGCGGAUAGAGUUAUUAUAUUUGACCCUGAUUGGAAUCCUUCAACAGAUUUACAAGCAAGAGAAAGAGCAUGGAGGUUGGGCCAAAAGAAAGAGGUACUGAUAUACAGAUUGAUUAUUGGUGGUGCAAUUGAAGAGAAAAUAUAUCAUAGACAAAUUUUCAAGCAACUUUUAACUGACAAGAUUUUAAAAGAUCCCAAUCAAAAGAGAUUUUUCAAAAAUAGUGAAUUGCAUGACUUGUUUACUUUAACCGAUUUCGAUGACAAUUCUGAAAGCGGGAAUGUAUUUAAAACUAGGAACCAAACUAAGAAGAAUAGAGAUGAUUUGGCAAAUAUUCAAGAAGUUCAAGGGGUAACUAAGUUAGAAAAAUUUAAAGAUGAUUCUCAAAAAGAGACUGAAGAUGAAAGAUUAUUGUCAGGCUUAUUUAAAAACACGGGUGCAGUGACUCAAGCUAUCAAACAUGAUGAUGUUGUGAAGACACACUCAAAACCAAAACCUGAUUUAUUUGACCGAGAAGCUAAAAAGGCUGCAAAUGAUGCAUUAGAGGCAUUAAAGAGAUCAAGAAGACAAGUCAAGAAAGCUGGUUUAGGGGUUCCUACUUUCACUGGUAAGUUUGGACUUGCUGGUAGAUCUGCUUCCCCUGCACUUGGAAAUAGAAGUCGUUCAGGUACACCUCUGAAUCCCAAACAAUCUUCGACCUCAAUUUUAUCAAAUAUUCGAAAGAAUCAAGAAGCUACCAGCUUGAAUGGGAACUCAUCAGAACUCAGCAAGAAUUCUAAAAUUAUUGAUGAGAUGAGAUCUUACCUAGUAAAACAAGAAGGGUGUUAUGCCAAGUCAGGUGAUAUACUUGAUGGUGUUUCUGUUCAGAUUAAUGACAAAAAGGAUUUAACAAUGGUUAGAUCAAUGUUGAAAGGUAUUGCGACCUGGGAUACAGAUAGAUCAGGUUGGGUAUUGAAGGAUGAAUUUAAAUAG